AUGGGCGCUCAUGCAACCGUCUCCCCUCAGCCCCAUGUUCCCCCCGCGGGGGUGUGGUGCCCCGCCGUCACCUUUUUCGACUCCGCGACGGACACGGUCGACCUGGCGGCGCAGUCACAGUACUUCGCCUAUCUGUCUCGAACGGGCCUCGCGGGCUUGGUGAUUCUAGGCACCAACUCGGAGGCCUUUCUGCUCACGCGCGAGGAACGGGCGACGCUCAUCUCGACUGCCCGCGCCGCCGUGGGGCCCGACUUCCCCUUGAUGGCCGGCGUGGGUGCGCACUCGACGAAGCAGACGCUGGAACUCGCCCAGGACGCCGCGGCGGCCGGGGCCAACUAUGUCCUGGUCCUCCCCCCGGCGUAUUUCGGCAAAACAACCACUAUGAAUGUCGUGCAACGGUUCUUCUCCGAAGUCGCGGCGAAAUGCCCGAUCCCGGUGGUCUUGUACAAUUUCCCGGGGGUGUGUAACGGAGUCGAUAUGGAUUCGGAGACCAUCACCGCCAUCACGCGUGACUCGGCCGCAUCGAAUGCGAAUGGUCAGUCGAAUGUCGUGGGCGUCAAGCUUACCUGCGGUUCGGUGGGCAAGAUCACCCGGUUGUCCGCCACCUUCCCGCCCGAGGAGUUCGCGACGUUUGGCGGGCAAUCCGACUUCCUCAUCGGCGGUCUCGCUGCAGGUAGUGCCGGCUGCAUUGCCGCGUUUGCCAACGUGUUUCCCAAGACCACGUCGCGCAUCUAUGCGCUAUACCAGAAGGGCCGGACGGAGGAGGCCAUGAAGCUGCAGGCCAAGGCCGCCUUGGCGGAAAGUCCCAUCAAGAGCGGCAUCGCCUCCACCAAAUAUGCGGUCGCUUGCUAUUCGGCUGCUUUGGCCGGGAUUUCCGGUGCUGAGGAGAAGUUGCGGCCGCGGCAUCCAUAUGAGCCCGCCGGGGAGCUGGCCAAACAGGCCGUUCGGGAGGUGAUGGCGGAAGUGGGAGAACUGGAAAAAAGCAUGUCAUAA
Messenger RNA from Penicillium canariense, 993 nucleotides. RefSeq names its product dihydrodipicolinate synthase family protein. The record is from RefSeq and is a predicted model, not a curated record. The transcript has a single exon. Lineage: Eukaryota; Fungi; Ascomycota; Eurotiomycetes; Eurotiales; Aspergillaceae. Bases 1 to 993 code for a protein of 330 amino acids. Gene Ontology annotation, molecular function: 4-hydroxy-tetrahydrodipicolinate synthase activity.